GACACGGUCACACCGCAACCAACGCCGACCAACAGAAAAUGGCGUCGUCCGCCUGAAAAUUGGUGUCUUUCUUGGAAAAUCCACGCUCAUUUGACCAGCGAAACGCGAAAAAUGGCCCUGCCCAGUAACUACAAGCAGAUAGCCGUGGGUGCCCAGGGGCCGGGUUCGGCAACGCCGCUGCAGGGAGUUGUUGGCGUAGGAGGCGGCGGGGGCGGAUCCGGCGGCGGUGGCAGCCGGUCGCGUUCUUCCGGCGGCGGCGGAGGAGCCGAUCGCAACAAGGACCAGACGCCCAUCUUCACGCACAGCAACUACGGCAAUCCGGCCUUCACGCCGCAGAAAGUGACCAAGUCCUCCAGCAGCAAGAACCAGAACGAAUCCCGGCUACCCAAGCCACCAAAGCCGCCGGAGAAGCCCAUACUGCCGUACAUGCGGUACUCGAAACGCGUUUGGGACAGCGUCAAGGCGCAGCAUCCUGAGCUGAAGCUCUGGGAACUGGGCAAGAAGAUAGGGGCCAUGUGGAAGCUAUUGGCCGAGGACGAGAAGACCGAGUUCAUCGAUGAGUACGAGGCGGAGAAGUUGGAGUACGAAAAGUCGCUAAAGGCCUACCACCAGACGCCCGCCUAUCAGGCCUAUAUGUCGGCCAAAAGCAAGGUGAAGACCGACGUGGACAUGCACGAAACUCCGUCCAGAGGUGGCGGUAGCAAGUCGCAGCACGAGCGACGCAUCGACAUCCAGCCGGCGGAGGACGAGGAUGACCAGGACGAAGGCUAUACGGCCAAGCACAUGGCCUACGCCCGUUACCUGCGGAACCACCGGCUGAUCAACGAGAUCUUUUCCGAGGCUGUCGUCCCCGAUGUGCGGUCUGUGGUGACCACCACGCGGAUGCAGGUGCUCAAGCGUCAGGUCAGCUCGCUGACGAUGCACCAAACCAAACUCGAGGCGGAGCUCCAGCAGAUGGAGGAAAAGUUUGAGGCGAAGAAACAGCGCAUGGUAGAGUCCAGCGAGGCCUUCCAGGAAGAGCUAAAGCGGCACUGCAAACCGGCCGUGGAUGAGGACACUUUCCAGAAGAUGGUGCAUCGCAUGUAUGAGGACAUCAAGCGCGACCGCCAGCGGUUGGAUGAGCCCAGUGCGAACAACUCGACUAAUCCUGUAGCUGCUGCUGCUGCUGUCACGAGGAGCGAGGAAGCUGCCAAACCGCCCACGCAGCCAGGACAGCCGGGUGCCACGCCCGCUAACCAGGAGACGACGCCGCCGGUGGCAGUGCCUCCCAAGGAGACACCGCCGGCUGUGAAGCCAGCCACUACCAAUCCCACUCCGAGCUCCACGCCCAUUGUCCCGCCUGCGCCCACAGUGCAUGUUCAUGAAACGGCCAGCAAAACGGAUCCCGAGCCCAUGGACAUUGAGCCGCCGCCCAAGCCGUCGGUACCGCCGCCGCCCAUAAAGCCGGAAAAGCUGGAGAUGGCCGCUGCCCUGCCUCCGCAGUCAACGCUCGUUGAGCCUCCAAAGUCAGAGCCGGUCAAGGUUGUGACUCAGCCCGGCAAGGUGCCCACACCUGUUCCGACACCCACGCCGCCGCCCGAAGUGCUUCCCGUUGCUGGAGCAGCUCCUGCAGCGACGGCGACGACGACACCCACUCCACCGCCGGUGCAACAGCAGGUGCCACUGCCCCAGCAACAAGGCGCUCCAGCUCCUCCGGCAGGCAUGCCGCAGAUGCAUCCACAUCCCGGCCAUCCGCCGCCCGGACAUUCCCUGAUGCCACCGCACAUGGGACCUCAUCAACCGCCGCCUGGAAUGCCUGGCCUGCCGCCGCCACCUCCGCACUCUGGUUACGCAAACUACGGAGGGCCGCCGCACGGUCCACCACCUGGUCCACCAGGUGGACCCGCACGGCCGUACUACCAGCCCCAGUACGGAGGUCAUCCCACGCCGCAGCCCUAUUACGCGCCCUUCUCGCCGUAUCAGCAGUCCUAUGGGCCGCCACCUGGGUCGCAUUACAUGUCGCCGCGUCCGCCACCGCCACAGCAUAAUGGCAAUCCCGGACAUCCCUAUGCGCCUGAGCAUGGGAGCAAUCCGCCGCCACCCCAGCAGCAGCAACCGCCGCCGGGUCAUCUGCACGAGCCCAGUGGAGGACCAGGAGGUCCAGGCGGAGGUGGACCAGGAGCGGCAACAGCAGCGCCAGGAGGAGGAGCAGGAGUCUACCCCACGCCAGGGGCAGGAGCGGGACCAGGACCAGGAGCACCUCCGGCAGCUGGAGGAGCACCGGUGGGCGAGGUAGCAGCAGCUGGUGGAGCUGCACCUCCUGCAACGGCGCCUGGCAAGCAUCCGGAGACGGAGAAGCACGAGGCGGACUAAGACCAGGAGUGGAGCCACCCACUAUCCACCAACUCCUCCACUCAGAUCCUAGUUGUAGUCCCUAAAUUAUACAUGCAUCGAUCCCUGUGUUGUAACAUAGCUGUCCCCUCUUGAGCCUCCGCCUCUGCUCGCUGUACUCCGAAAACCCGUCGAAAUCCCCCAAUCUGAACCCCAUUUAGGCGCCCAGAAGUCCCCAUCAACUCCAUUCUCGAUUAAGUUUAAAAUUCAUUUUUUUUCGUGAGGCCUAAUUUUAAUAUUUUAUUAAUUGAGUGUGCGUCGCAUUCUGGACUGUAUGCUAAAUAUACGAGUAAAAUAAAUGUACGUUUAUAUGUAAAUGAAGAAAAA
This is a messenger RNA of Drosophila rhopaloa, 2697 nucleotides long. It is a transcript of the gene Bap111, whose product is annotated as formin-like protein 5. Gene Ontology annotation, biological process: negative regulation of DNA-templated transcription. The transcript has a single exon. NCBI's taxonomy places the organism in Eukaryota, Metazoa, Arthropoda, Insecta, Diptera, Drosophilidae. Gene Ontology annotation, molecular function: nucleosomal DNA binding; nuclear receptor binding. The coding region runs from base 112 to 2352 and encodes 746 amino acids. The record is from RefSeq and is a predicted model, not a curated record. Gene Ontology annotation, cellular component: SWI/SNF complex.